AUGGGUAGAGCUUCGUUUGAGUACGACGAAGUAGGAAACACUUUCUACUACGUUCUGGUGUCAUUUUAUGCGAUUAUUUUACUUCCUGCUACAUAUUUCUGUCUGCGAAAAGGAGCAACAGUUGAAAAAUGCGAUGCAGUGAAUGAAAAUGUAUGCCAAUGUGAUGGAUGCGUUCAAAAACGUAAACGAAAAGCAAAAAAGACACCAUGGAGCAAAACAAAAGAAUCGAUCAAAUUUUUGGGAUUAAUUAUUGCGUGGGCAAUUUUCGCAUUGAUUGUGAAGAAAACCAUGGAGAUUGAGCCAACGCACAAAGAUUACGAUCCCUACCAGAUUUUGGGCCUCGAUCAAGGCGCCGAGUCGUCGGCCGUGAAAAAAGCCUAUCGCGAUCUUUCAAAAGUUCAUCACCCCGAUCGCGGUGGUGAUCCGAUUUUUUUCGACAAAAUUGCCAAAGCCUAUCAAGCAUUGACCGAUAAAGAAGCGCGCGAGAAUUGGGAAAAAUAUGGAAAUCCCGAUGGUCCGCAGGCGACCACGUUCGGAAUCGCACUUCCCAAAUGGCUAGUCAGCAAAGAAUACGGAUUGUGGGUUCUUGCAUUUUACGCCCUUAUAUUCAUGGUGUUGAUGCCUGUCAUUGUGGGAAUUUGGUGGUACAAUUCAAUUAAGUAUAGCGUCGACAAAGUUUUAUUGGACACAACUCGCCUUUAUUAUUAUUUUGUUCACAAAACGCCAAGAAUGGAAAUUGGAAGAAUGAUUGCUGUGCUGUCAGGUUCAUUCGAAUUCAGCAAACAAUACAACAAAGAGAUCAAGGAACGCGAAAGUGACGAUAUUGAGCUUCCAAGGCUCAUGAAAUCAUUGCCAGGAGUGAAUGAUAAGGGACGCGAACAACCUCUUAGCAUGCCAUAUGCAUUGAAGACUCGUAUUCUUAUGCACGCUUAUUUGAAUCGUCUACCCUUGGAAUCGGAAGCGAAUCAGCUUGAUGAAGAUCAAAGAUAUAUUGUUUCGCGCACACUUCGUCUCAUCGAAGAGCUCAUUCAAUGCUCGCACAAUCUUCUUGGCUAUUCGCACGCGAAAAUUCCGGUGGAGACGUUUGAGAAUUUCAUGAAACUUCAAGCAAUGUUUGUGCAAGGUCUCUGUCAAAAGAACAGCCCAUUGAUGCAGCUGCCGCACAUCACUGAUUACAAUCUUCAGCAUUUGAGAAAACAAAAAAUUAAUUCGUGUCACGAUCUCGCCAAAAUGGACCAUGAAAAGCGGCGAUCCGUAUUAAGAUCGUUGUCAGAUUUUGAAUAUCGUAAUGUGAUGAUUGUUCUUUCGAUGAUGCCGCGUCUUCAAAUCGAAACCAAAACUGUCGUCGAAGGUGAAGACGAUCAGCACGAGUUGACUGCCGGAUGCGUUGUUACUCUCAAAAUUACAUUGAAACGAUCUCGUCUCAUCGAUCCACAAUUAGAUGAAUUGGAUCAGCAUACGGCUUAUGUUGCCAAUGACAGUGAGGAAGGUGAUGAGGAGAAUGAAGCGAAGGAAAAUGAGGAGAAGGAAAUCAAGAAGGCCAACAAGCCGUGGAUGAAGAACAAACAAAAGAUGAAGAAGGGUGGUGGCAAAAAGAAAACGAAAAAGCCGAUAGUGAAAAAAUCACCUGCGGCUCCUGAAGUGGCGCCAUCGACGCCGUCCACCGAAGCGAAGGUCGACGAAAAAAAGAAUGGCGCCGAUGAUGAUGAGUCGGCAUCGGAGGAGACGUCGGAUGCCGAAUCGCAAUCGGACUCCGAGAAAGAGAAGAACAAUGAUUCGGACUCGGAUUGGGAGGCGGACGUGCCGGUGAAAAAGAAUUUGUUUGAAACGAAAUCGGUGGAAACGCAUGAAGUGCAUGCGCCGUACUAUCCGGAUGAUAAAUAUGAGUGGUGGUGGCUUGUGCUGACACACUAUGAUCGGCGUGAGAAGCAGCGUCAAAUGGUCACUUGGGCGCAAUUGGUGAAGACGUUGGUUGAUGAGCAAACGAUAGAUAUUCGUUUCCCGGCACCGAAAGAAAAGGGAAUUUACACGUAUAAUCUUUCGGUUCGUUCAGACUCCUACAUUGAUGCUGAAUACAGUGUGGAUGUGAAGCUUGAUAUCAAGGAAUCGAAAAUUGUUGAGGUAAAAUAUGACCAAUUCGAUGAUGAGGAUGAGGAAGAAGCAGUUGCCAGCAGUGAGGAUGAGUAUACCGAAGAUUCGGAUUCGGAUAAUGAGUGA
Messenger RNA from Caenorhabditis bovis, 2217 nucleotides. The record is from the annotation of a GenBank genome assembly. NCBI's taxonomy places the organism in Eukaryota, Metazoa, Nematoda, Chromadorea, Rhabditida, Rhabditidae.